Messenger RNA from Botrytis deweyae, 1821 nucleotides. RefSeq lists its product as uncharacterized. The record is from RefSeq and is a predicted model, not a curated record. NCBI's taxonomy places the organism in Eukaryota, Fungi, Ascomycota, Leotiomycetes, Helotiales, Sclerotiniaceae. The transcript has 10 exons. The coding region runs from base 1 to 1821 and encodes 606 amino acids.
AUGUCAUCACACGAAAGGCAUCUUUCAUCGAGUUCCGUCUCUAGUCAAACCCCAUUGAAGAAGACUUAUAGUCAUGGAUCGAUAUAUCAAGGAAACGAAGAAUCUCAACCAAAGUUAAAGUUGCUUGAAAAUCCUCUGGCUCACAAUAGAAGAAAAUAUUCGGUAACCCCUCCAGUUCCGAGUCCUAUACAUGAGAUCUCUGGUCCUAUCAAUAUCGCCCGAAAACAAUCUUACGAUGAAUCGAUCGAGAACCAAUAUGAUGACAGGAAAGUCGAUCCAUUUUCAAAAGAUGGUGCCGAGGAAGAAAUGUUCGAAACCCCCGAGUUUCGAAGAUAUGAGGAGACUACGAACAUGGAACUUUUCUAUGAUCUCUUUUUCGUUGCGAAUUUGACGACGUUCAACGAUGUGCAUGAUGUCAAUGAGGUUGAUGCACUCAAGUCAUAUGCCGGAUUCUUCUGUAUCCUUUGGUUCUUGUGGUUACAAGUCAGUCUUUUUGAUGUUAGGUUUGUUACGGAUAGUAUAUUGGAGAGAAUAGGAAAAGCAUGUCAAUUUGGUGUAAUGAUUGGAUUGGCAAUUGUAGGACCGGACUUUAAUUCAUCGGACCAAAAGCCUGGUGCUUUUCGUUCACUGGCAAUCAUCUUGAUGUUUUCGCGACUGGUUUUGAGCUUUCAAUAUUCUGUUAUAUUGUAUCACGUUUGGUAUUAUAAAAAUUCAAAAUUACCACUCUUUCUUGUUGUUGUCGCUAAUGUCAUAGCUGCACUUGUAUAUUUUGGCACUUUUUUUGGAUUCUCGGAAGAAACAUCUAAGACUGGCAAAGUGUUCAUUGUUUGGUAUGUCACAGCUGUCUUAGAGACUGCCGUCAACAUUGCUAUAUCGUCGAAGUGGAAAGUCUUGAGCUUUAGAGGAUCUCAUCUUGUCCAAAGAAUGACUCUACUCACUUUGAUUAUUUUGGGUGAAGGUAUAAUUGGAGUUAGCAAAAGUAUUGCAGAUAUUGCAGAACAAGAGGAGAAAUGGACCGCAGCUCUCAUUCUCACCAUUGUAUCAGCUGUUGGAAUAAUUUAUUUCCUCUACAUGCUUUAUUUUGACUGGCUUAACCGAUCUCAAUUCGGUUCCAUACGUCAACAAAUAUGGGCAUUUCUCCAUUUUCCAUUUCAUCUUGCACUAGUAUUCCUCGCUGAAGGUGCUGCCCAAUUCAUCAGAUGGCGAAAAGUAGUUGAGGUCAUCAACCAAGUCAGCAAACAAUACGUGAAUCAAUUCAAGAAAACCCCCGCUGUCGAUAGUCUCGAUCUCAGAACACGCUUAGCGAACGUCACUCAAAGAAUCUUCGAGAAAUUCCCCCCAGAAUUCACACAAACUUUUACAGAUACCCAAAGGGCUUUAUUCAAUAUUGGUAAUACGACUCUGGGGUCCACAGAACAAUUGGGAAAUAUCACGACAUUAUUUUCCACAGUCCAGGAUUCUCUAUUCGAUAAUUUCGGAAUCGAUCCACCGGAAAGUGAUAACGCGGUUACGGAUCCUAAUGAAGAAUGGAAUGAAAAUCUUGGAGUUCUCGCUCUUGUGUUCACCUAUUUCUUCCUCGCCUCCGGCCUCACCCUCAUCCUCAUGAACAUUCUCCACGCACUCAGUCGACCCCACAUGACGCGUGCAGAUAAACUUCGCAGCGCGGUCAACUUCAUUCUUUCAAUCAUAUUACUCGGACUCGCGGGUAUAUCGAAUACCGAUGCGGGAUUUGCAUUUGCGCAGAGUGCGGGGGUUUUGCCAAGUGUGGCGGGAGUGUAUUUUUUUGUUAUGUUAUUAGGAUAUACGAAAUUGCUUUGGUGA